This is a messenger RNA of Vespa crabro (European hornet), 3161 nucleotides long. Its product is annotated as terminal uridylyltransferase Tailor-like. Gene Ontology annotation, cellular component: chromosome. The transcript has 5 exons. The record is from RefSeq and is a predicted model, not a curated record. Gene Ontology annotation, biological process: mitochondrial mRNA polyadenylation; mRNA 3'-end processing; regulation of transcription by RNA polymerase II. The coding region runs from base 260 to 3154 and encodes 964 amino acids. Gene Ontology annotation, molecular function: poly(A) RNA polymerase activity; chromatin insulator sequence binding; zinc ion binding. Lineage: Eukaryota; Metazoa; Arthropoda; Insecta; Hymenoptera; Vespidae.
CUUGCUGCCAUUUUAACCAUCUGUCACGUGAUGUAACUAAAUGUUUAUUUACGUAUAAGGUUGGUAAUCUUUCAUGAUAUUCCUAGUAAUAUCAAGAAUUACCCGUAAAUUGUAAUAAUGUGAUUAACAAGAGAGAAAAAGUGCGUGUCUUAAGAAACGUUUGAAAAGGCGAAAGUGAUUAUUAUUUGUUAUAUUACAACAUAAAAUUAUUGAUCUUAAUCAACAGCUUGACUAUACAAAGACUACGUAUGUCCGUAAAAUGGCACAAUCUGCAAACAUACAUUUAGAUCUUGAAGGAAUUAUCCAAAAAGAUAAAUCUAAUGAAUACUUCUGUUGCAUUUGCAAUGAAAUUAUCUCUGAAAAGAAUUUAAUGUUAAAACAUGUUAACACGAGAAGUCACAUUAAAGCAUUCAGAAUAUUUAUAAAAUACUUUCAAGUGGCAAAAAGUGUUACAAUAAAAUGUAAGAUUUGUCAAGGUACAGGUAGUUGGAAAUUGGUAAGACGUCACGUAGAAAUGCACAAAUUAACCCCUUGGUACGAACCUAAGGAUAAAUACAAAUGGUAUUUUGACAAUUUUUUAAUAAUUCAUAAAAAUCAACUUUAUUGUUCUUUGUGUACAGUUAUACAUGAACCAUUCACUUGGAACGAUGCUUUCGUUCAUAUGAACAAUGAAUGGCAUACCACUUUCAUGUCUUCCGUUAACAAUGUAAAUGAUGAAUUUUUAAAGAAUCCAAAAAUAUUAAACAAAUAUGAAAGCUUUGUAUCUAAUUCCUUAGUAUACUUAGAAACUAAGCUCUUUUAUUGUUUCAUAUGUGAAACAAAAAUAUCAGGUGAUAUUAAAAAUCUUAAUGAACAUAUCAAGGGCGAUUAUCACAAUCGACAAAAAUUAACAUUUAAUAUUAAGAAUAUAAUUCCACUUAAGAAAACAGUUCCAAUUAAAAAUUGUAUCUUCGAAAUACCCAAAGAUUUACAUUGGAUAAUACAAGUUGAUAACAUUUAUGUUUUCACGGAUAGUUUAUAUUGCAAUAUAUGUAAUGUUACUAUGAAUAAUGUAGGCUCUAUAAAUAGCCACUUAAGACGACAUGUACGUUUAAGAGAUAUAUUUGAAAAACAAGAUAAAACACCAGUAAAUAAAAUCGAAAUUGCAUCAUCUAAAGCAAUUGUACAUUUUACAAGUAUAAGUAAUUAUUCAAAUAGAAAUCUUUCAAAUGAUAUUCAGUGUAAUCUAUUAUUAAAUAUUCCUGAUCAUUUAAAAUGGAUGAUUGAAGCACUCAACGUAGAAAUAUUUUUUGAUAAAUUGUAUUGCACGUUAUGUAAAGUUUAUAUGGCAAAUGAUACACAAGUAAAAUCCCAUUUAACUACACACUUUAAGGAAUAUUCGAAGAAAAAGAAGAAUCAAAAUUCUGAAUUUUCAUGGAGUAUAGCAUCUAAUGAAACAAAAAUCGUGAAUAAAUUAAAAAAUUGCACUUUACAAGAUAAUAAAUCUAGCUUCGACACAGAAUGUAUUUUUUCUACGGCAAAAGAAAUUAAAUCAAGCGUGUAUUUAUCUAUAUUCAAAGAAAAUAACAUCUAUUGUUUAGUUUGUCAAAAAGAUAUAUUUAACAAUUUUCAAGUGUAUUAUGAUCACAUUUUUUCUAAAGAACAUCUUAUACAUUUAAUUAACAUAGAUAAUAAAAAAGUUCGCAAAGAGUUUAUUACAUUUGAUGUUGUUAGUGGAGACAUUAAAAAUGGUAUUGACGAAUUUUUAACUUGUAUACUAUGUAAUACUAAAAUAAGGAAUAUUAAUGAAUUAUUAUAUGAGCAUAUUGAGUUGGAAGAUCAUGCAUCAUAUUAUCGUGAAUGGAAGAAAGCAUGUUUAAAAUUUUAUAAUGACAUUUUGACAUUUAUAAAAUGUAAUUGGUAUUAUACUACCAAAUAUUAUUGUGAUAUUUGUUCAAUAGAAUUUUCUUCAGAGAUAUGUUUUGCCAAACAUAUGAAUGAAAAAGAAAUACAUUUUAAUUCAGGCAAUGCCAAUUACCAUUCGUGUGUUCCGUGUUCACUUUUAUGGUACACUUAUAAUUUAUCUUAUUCUAACCACAGUAAAACACCAAAACAUCAAUAUAUGAUUUCUUGUGGAACCUAUGUUGCAAAUAAAUUUCCAUCCGAAGUAGAAAGAUUUUUGAUGUCAUUUGAGGAAAAUACCGAAGAAUUAUUAAAGUUUUCUCUUAUCACAGAAAAAGCAAAAGAAAACAAAAUAUUGACAUGCUUGAAAACCGAUACAAUAUCAGCUUUUAAUAAAGUGGAAGCUUAUGCAUAUGGAUCUCGAAUUUGUGGUUCAGGUCUUCCAGAUAGUGAUAUCAAUAUAUUUCUUGACUGCUUGAAUACAUAUAAUGGAAAAGAUGUAUGCAGUAAACAGCUUGAAGCCACAGUUAAAACAAUUAAUAGUAUCCUCUUAUCAAAACCAUCAGUUUGGCAUGUAAAUGAGAUUAUAUUGGAUGAUGGAAGAACCAUCAUGAAAGUAUGGUAUAUACCAAUGCAAUUACAUUGCACAAUCUCUUUUAAAAAUGGUCUUGACGUGGAAAGUACAAAUUUAAUCAAACAUUUCAAUGAGACUUACUUACCAUGCCGUAAAUUAAUCUUGAUUUUAAAAAAAUGGUUGUCAUUUUGUGGUAUAUCAGGAUUUCCUUGUAUAAGUAAUUAUGCAUUAACCUGGUGUAUUAUUUUCUAUUUACAAAUAAUGUUUAUAUUGCCAAGUAUUACCGAACUCAUUCAAGAAAAUAAUAAGUCAAAAUUAAUAGAUGGCUGGCAAACAGGAGUAUCGUAUGAAUUUAGUGCUAGAAAAACUUCCAAAUUUCCUUUCGUAAAACUCCUUUCAGGAUUUUUUAUAUUCUAUGCAGAAUUUGAUUACAGGCGCCACAUAAUUUGUCCAUUAUUAGGAAAGCCAAUAGAAAGGAAAAUAUUUACAGAUCUAUCUUUACUACCUAAUGAUAUGGCUCCUUAUGUUCAAUAUGUUAGAAAUGCAAAAAAUCCAAAAUUGUUUUGUCUAUCGCCUAUGUGCGUACAAGAUCCAUUUAAUUUAUCUGAUAAUCUUACUGUAAUGGUAGAAAAAAGUACCUUAAAUAAUUUCAGAAUAUUCUGUAGCAAAAGUGCAGAAAUAUUAAUAGAUUUAUUUUAAUCACUUA